Ciona intestinalis (vase tunicate) is the source of this 2953-nucleotide messenger RNA. Lineage: Eukaryota; Metazoa; Chordata; Ascidiacea; Phlebobranchia; Cionidae. The record is from RefSeq and is a predicted model, not a curated record.
AGAUACAUAAACAUUGAUUUGCGGUACUGCGCAUGCGCACAGCGGUUACUUGGAAUACGAUUUCUACGAAGUGUCUCGAAACGGGGAAGCCCCGAAGGCAAAAUUUUGGUUUUCCGAAAAAGUUGAACAAAAUGGAUGAAGACGAUUUGGAUCUUCUUUUGUUCGAUCAACUGGUACUCGAACCUCAACAAGCAGUGACAAUAGAAGCUGAGCCUUUGGUACUGAACUCAGAAGGAGAUAUUCGGGUAAAACUUGUUGCCACGGCAACAAGUCAGCUGCUGAGAUUCCUAACUGUUGGUUGUGAAGAGGGAAAUGUUAAAGUUUACAACAUAUCUCCUUCCCUUACUACACCAGACAAUGUUAAUACAACUGCUGUUUAUAAACUUAAUGAAAAUGGAAAAGGGCUUUCGGUUCUCAGUACACUUGUAAAGUUUGCGAAAAAAGGUAAUGCAUAUGUGGAGGGUGCUAUACCAUAUGUGUUGGCAGUUUGUGCCUGCUCUAAAGAUGCCAAAGUAAAACAAGAUGCUUUAAAUCACGUUGGAGUUAUUUGCAACAGACCAAGAAUGAUUUUGGAGUUUGUUGCAUACUGUGAGGAAAUUAGUAAGAACAUUUCACGCACAAGUGGGUGGGGUAGAGGCAGAAAACGAGCUGUACAGAAGUGGUACAGUAAUAAGCGAUCCUAUGAAGUUGCAUUUGCCGUGACAAGUUGUUCAACUGUCAAUCAUUGGAGUCAUAAAGAUGUUUUACGCUUAUGUCAUCUCAAUCCAGCAAACUCACUUUGCCUUAAGAUCUUAUGCAUGUACAUUGCGCGUGGUUACCAGGCAACUGAGAAUGCUUUUCGUGAUGAAAUAGCAAAAAGUGAUGAAGCAGAUGCUAUUAAGUUGAUGGAACUGCUGGGUGUUAUUCGUAAGCUGAAAAAUUCAACAGUUGCUGCAGAUAGCUGUGCGUUGAUUGAGAAGCAUAACCUCACAUGGGGACAUAUACCGUGUAAACUGAGGAACAACGCAGAGGUAUGGAAGUGUCUUAUACCUAAACUUGGUAUGGCUGCUUUAAUUCGUAACCUGCCACGUUUUCACCACAUUGGUGUUUUGGUUAAUGGAAAUAUUUGGACAAAGCAAAUUUUGCAAAGGUUGUUCAAUGACGAUUCUAUCGAACAGUCAGAGUUACACCCCUACAGCUUCCUUCUUCAUCAUUACAUCUAUGCCAAAGGAGAAAGUGCUCGUAAAGAAAUGAAAUGGAUACCAGACCCUUUGAUUUCCCAAGCACUGGAUGCAGCAUUCUAUACAGCCAUACCGAAUGUAAAAGCCACAAACAAGAGAAUUUGUAUCACACUAGAUGCUUCUAAGUCCAUGAAAGCUCACAUAGUUAACAGCCAUUGUUUGGAGUGCAGGGUAGUUGCUGCUGCAAUGUGUCUGGUUUUUUCUAAAGUGGAAAAAGAUGUGACAGUGCAGGGUUUUUCAUCCCAAUUAACUGACAUUGACAUUGGAGAUAAAGAUACAGUGAAGUCAACUGUGGAGAAAAUAGACCAGAUACCACUUGGGGGAACAGACUGCUCUCGUCCAAUGAUAAAAGCAAAGAAGGAAAAAAAGCCAUUUGAUGUUUUUAUCGUGAUAACUGAUAAAGAGACAUGGAAAGGAAAGACUUCUCCACAUAUAGCAUUGAAACAAUAUAGAGAGGAAAUGCAAAUUCCCGCAAAAUUCAUUUUAAUCUCACUUGCUGUCCGUAAAAUGGAAAAAGAUGUUGACGGAGCUUCUGAUCGCGGGAUGCUCAGUAUCUGUGGUUUCAACGAAUCAGUUCCUGAUAUUAUCCACGAUUUUAUUUGCGAUGAGUUUUAACACUUCAAGUUUUUAUUUUUUUUUUUCCACAGUGGUCAUAGGCAUAAUAUUUCUCUAAAUAUAGUAGUUGAAAUUUUAAGUUAAACUCUUUUUUAAGUGAUGGUUUUAGUUUUUUUUACAGUGAUGUCUUUUUUAAUUUAAUCCAAAAAAGAGAAAAAAGCAAUUCCUGUUUCUUCUUUAAUGUUAUGGUUACUAUGUUGAAUUUGUUUGAUUAUGUAAAAAUAUUGAAUUUUAAGUCAAAAAAUUCGGUUUUAAAAAAUAGUUUUGGAAACUAAAAUUUGAGCUCAUUAGAAAUGAAUUUACAAAAAAUAUCAUAUUUGUGCAAAUAGAAGUUCCAUGCAUCUUACUUGUUUUAGGUGAUGAUUAUUCCAAACUUGUCAUUUUUAGCACUUUGUGUGUAUUUGCUAUUACUAGUAUAUAGGCUGAUUUUAAUUGAUAAUGUGUACAACAUUUUAAAGAGUGUAACUUUAGUUUUGUAACUCUUACAACACAAUAACAUGCAAUUGUGAACUUUAUAAGUGAACGUAAUCAUUUCAAUUUCAAAAAUGCUGUGUUAAAAUUAUUGAUUUAAAAAAAAAUAUCUAGUUUGUGCUGAUUUUUUUUCAAUUUCUGAAAUGUUUUUUCUAUAUUUCUCAAUAAUUUUGUUUAAGCUAUUGUUUUUUUAACUUUUUUUAAACUGUGUAUCACUUUUCAUUAUACAGAGACCUUGUACCACUUAUAAAGCCUACACUUAUGGUAAGGCUACUGUUAAUAUGUUGAAUUUUAGCAAACCUUGAAAAGUUGCUUUUAUUCCUUUGUGGGUGAGGUUCCGCAGCGUAAACACCCAUGCGACCUGCAAUUUAGACCUUUAUUGGCCCCAAAAUUACUUGCUUACCACAUGGAAAACAUUCAUGUACCACAACGAUCUAUUGUAUGUGGGUGAUGUCCCGCAGCCUGGCACAUGAUGGGUUCUAGGAUUAGGGCCAGGAUUGGCUCAUUACUCCACACGCGGUACCUAUCUAUAGGUUGAGAACAACUUUCUUAUUUCAAUUUGUUGUUCCAGUUUUGAAUUCGUUUCUCUUUACUUAUCACGACAAAUAACGUUGUUUUGAACAAAAAGCAAACAUGCUUUCAAUAAA